Molecule: messenger RNA, 6233 nt
Organism: Coregonus clupeaformis (lake whitefish)
Lineage: Eukaryota; Metazoa; Chordata; Actinopteri; Salmoniformes; Salmonidae
Product: ankyrin repeat and fibronectin type-III domain-containing protein 1-like
Exons: 18
Coding region: 10-3375 (1121 amino acids)
Biological process (GO): regulation of establishment of bipolar cell polarity; establishment of mitotic spindle orientation
Cellular component (GO): spindle
Molecular function (GO): protein binding
Source: RefSeq, a predicted model, not a curated record
UCUGUCAGCAUGACUCAACAGAUGCAGAACCUGCAGCUGUCCCAAACCAGGAAGUGCUCGGGAGGCCCCGCCUCUCCCAGCGCCGCUAAGCGCCUGUACAGGAACCUAUCAGAGAAGCUCAAAGGAGGCCACUCCUCCUUCGAGGAUGCCUACUUCUUCGGCCGUGGAGACCGCCACGGUCAUCGCAAGGGCUCGAGUAUGCAAGGUAGUGAGUGUCUGUUUGAGGCGGUGGAGCAGCAGGAUCUAGAUGCCGUCCAGAUCCUUCUCUACCAGUACACAUCUGAGGAGCUGGACCUCAGCACGCCCAACAGCCAAGGGUUAACUCCGCUAGACAUCGCCAUCAUGACCAACAACACCCCCAUAGCCAAACUACUGCUGAAGGCCGGCGCCAAGGAGAGCCCUCACUUUGUAAGUGUGGAGAGUCGUGAGACCCACCUUGGCGGCCUGGUCAUCGAGGCAGAGAGGAAGGCAGGGGAGCUGGCUGCCCAGGCCCAGAGAGAGGGUCUCAGCCUGGAGGCCUGUGACAAGGACAAGCAGCUCCGAGCCUGGGAGUGGAGGAGCAAGCUCUACAAACGCAUGAGGACUGGCUUCCAGCAUGCAUGUGCGCCGGAGCCCCCGUCUGCAGUGGGUCUAUGUGUAACCAGUAGCUCCUCUCUCACAGUUACCUUCCAGGAACCCCACUGUCUCAACUCUGCUGUGAUCACCAAGUACAGAGUGGAGUGGAGCUGUCUAAAGGAUUUCUCAUUGCUGGCCGGAGACAUGGUGUUGGAAAACCUACAUACGCUCAAGUGUACCAUCAAUGGCCUUACCACGGGGAGGCUGUACUAUGUCCAGGUGUCGGCCUACAACAUGAAGGGUUGGGGUCCACCUCAACAGUCUCUACCCCCCUCUGCUGCACCUUCCAACUGGAGGGAGAGUGAUGGUCGUGAGCCCAGGAGAAGAGGGCACAUAGAGGCUAUGGAGCGCCUGCUGCAACAGGUCCGUGCUACACACACACACUACAGCUGCGGAGACACGUCAAAGCUCCAGAACCCAAGCCGUAAGCAAUCCGUCUCCAGAAGUCUCAAGCACCUGUUUAACUCUUCAAACAAGUUUGUCAAGACACUCAAAAGGGGGGUUUACCUGGCAGCAGUGUUCUACCACAAAGACAGUGUACUGGUGACCACAGAGGACCAGAUCCCUAUAGUGGAGGUGGAUGACUCCUAUGGCAGCUCUCUCAUGCAGGACUUCCUCUGGUUCACUAAGUUGUCAUGUAUGUGGGAGGAUGUGCGGUGGCUGAGACAGAGUAUGUCUGUCUCCAUGUCCUCCUCCUCCACUCUACAGGCCAGACAGAAGAUGCUGUCUGCUGCUGGGCAGCUACAGAAUCUGUUAGGCACACACAAUUUGGGGCGUGUCCACUACGAGCCCAUCAAGGAUCGUCAUGGCAAUGUGUUGCUAUUGACGAUCAGGGACAUGGAGAGCCAGUACUCCUUCUUCAAUGGGAAGUGGAUGCAGGUGUCCAAGCUACAGAGCCAGAGGAAGAGUCUGUCCACACCUGAGGAACCCUACGCACUGGACAUACUGCUAAUAACCAUACAGGACAUCUUGGCCUACCAGAGGCGUAGCCAGCAUCGCCUUGUCCCAGGUCUGUACCUGGGCUACCUGAAGCUCAGCAGCUCUGUAGACCAGAUCAGGGUGCUGGUGCCGCAGAGGAUGCCCAACAUGCUGUGCCACGCGCGGGUACGAGACAACGCCAAUGUCUCCAGGGAGGAGUGGGACUGGCUGCAGAGACUGUCAACCCUAGAGGAUGGAGAGGAGAGAACGGAGGGAGAGAGAGAGGGAGCUGAUCAAACGACAGACAGUAACACACCGCUGCUCUACUACGAGCUACAGACUACCCUCAAGGCCCUGCUCAAACUAAUCAACCUACCUCUGCACCAGGCCAAGCACUUCCGUAUCUACACUCAGGAGGUGUUGGAGCUGGGUCAUAAUGUUUCCUUUCUGCUGCUGCUGCCGGCGGCUGACGAUGUGUGUACCGCUCCCGGACAGAGCAACCCCUACACACCCCACUCCGGCUUUCUCAACCUCCCUCUCCAAAUGUUUGAGCUGGUCCAUUUCAGUGCGUACAAGGAGAAGUGCGUCAGUCUGUACUGCCGCAUGUCAUCUGUCUUGGACCUGGAUGCACUUAUUACCCAGCAGGCACUGCGAGAGGCCAUCAUGGACACAGAGGUCGCCACUGCCAAACAGAGACACCAACAUAUACUGGACUAUAUACAGCAACUGGAUGAGAUGUGGCGGGAGCUGCGUUGGAUCACUGAUGCCCUGCAGUGUGCCCGCUACAAGCAGCCCCGUGGCGGUGUGCCCAUCACCAGCCUGGUCAAUGCCAGCGAGCCUGAGUCAGACCAGGGGGCACAGAAGAGUGACUCAGCAUCCUCUACCAUGGACUACCUACCCACACCAUCACCAUCACCUGAGCUACGACGCAGGAAGGAUGUUAGUGACUCCCAGCUGGGGUCAGAUGAGGACGGUUGUUCAGAGGUGUUCCUGCCGACAGACAGUGACUACGACUCCAGCGAGGCCUUGUCCCCACGCGAGCUGGACCUGCUCUACUCCCCCCCACAGGACCUAUCCCAGCAGGCCGUGCACGCCCUGGGAGGCAGCGCUCCCGACGUACUACAGAUACACGAGCUCAGGUACAGUAUCUGCCAGCCCAAAGACCUCGCUCUCUCCCCUCUCUCCCCCGGCCCAAUCCUCUCCCCUGCCCCACCCCUCUCCCCUGUGCCCAUCCUCCCCGAGACCACCCUAUCCUGCACCAAAACACUGGAGGGUCUCUCCCUUUCCAAGACGACCCAGGACAAGCACUCCUUCACUCCGUUGCGGCCCCUAGCCAACCCCCCAACCAAGCGGAAGCUGCUGUCCCGGAGCCAUGGGGCCACUGGGGCCCAGCAGGGUUACUUCAGCGGGCCCCAGCGGUGGCUCAGGGGCCACAGCGACAGCCACACAGGGUCCCUGUCUGAGGGGGUCUAUACCAGGCAGAGGGACCCAGACCUGCCCACCCUGCCCCUGGAUCUCCCAUCCCCACAAGCGGAGACAUAUGCUAUUCAUGCUUCCUGUGUCCUGGAAGGCCGGAGGGGGGGACAGAGGGAGCCCAGGCCCCAUAUCAGGACAAUCUUUGUGGAACCGUGUAAGGAAACGUCGCCUGAGAACAGGGGCUGUGGAGAGGGGGAGAGAGGGAUGGAGGGGAAGGGAGGGAUGGAGAGAGGGGCAGGGGUGACGGUGAUUGUGGCAGAGGAGGGGUCAGGAGAGCAGGGGUAUGAAGGAGCGACAGCCCAGGAUCUGGACUCAGAUGACCAAACGAACACACAGGUGUCAGAGAUCCUCAGCAGCAAGCUCUAGGAUUGGACAAUUGUUCGGCAAGGCGCUCCAGGAUUGGACGAUGCUCAGUAACAAGCUUUUGAACGAUUGGACAAAGGCUAUUUUAUGACAGUUGGAUGGAGGAAUAUCGUUUUGGCGCGUUGCAUACAGUACAUAUCCCUCAUCCCUGUGUCCAAACUGAUACUGAUGCCCCUUUCCCUGUCUGUUUGUCUCUGUGUUUGGUUGUGUGGGUCUCUAUCUUUCUUUUAUCCCUUUCUCUUUCUCUCUAUCCUUCAAAUUACUUUGGACAGGCAUGCUGAACUGAACUGACUCUAGCAUGUUUCGCUCUGAGCUCGUGCACGUGUGUAGCUCACAGACUAGACAACCCUUGCUCUCUCAGUAGAAUGUACUAGAGACUCAGGUUGCUGGCCAACUGUCUGAACUGUUAACUCAGAACCAAGCCAAGGCUCCAACUGUUAUGACCUAUAAUCAAUGCAACAUGACAUCGCUGUCGGAUAAAAACAUAAUCUCCAAAACAGAAACUUUAAAGAAUAUUUUAUUUUUCUCCAAUUAACGAAAAUACAAUUAUGAAACUUCAGAAGUAUUUUGAAUACAUUUUCUUUGUCCUAGAGUCAUGAAAGGAAGUUACUGCUUUCAACACAUGUAAAACAUGAAAAUUGCCAAAAAUUGCGUUACGAUGUUUUCAUCCGACAGCGACGAUGAAUUAAAGCACUGCUUUACCUUUGCACUUGAAUCUGUGUUGAUGACUAACAAUGGCUCGAAGUUGCUAUUUCAAUUGAUGGGUAUUCAUUAUACAUUGACACCUUACAUAUUAGACGUGUGGACACACGAUACAAGCCUUAUGUUUCUCUAUGUUUCUCAGCAUGGGUUUAUAGGCAUUUCCCCACUAACAGUGAAUGUACUGUCAUGGUUUAAAGUUGGUUUUCUGCGGUAAUUAAUUAUGUGUCAUUACCAUCAUGCUAAGCUGCUUGAUUCUAUUUGGUUCUUUUGUGGAUCUGUUACAAUGAAAACUCAACCGGAGUAUCAUUCAGAAUGACAGUGAUGUUCUUCAUACACUAAAACAGUAACUUUUCCCACUUUUCUCGGACUAAGAACAUAAUCUGAAGACCAGCCUUCAAUAUCUGCAUAGUAUACAGUAAGUAGUAAACAGUUAUGAAUCCGAAAGCGUACUGUCGAUUUACGCUAGUUGCCCCCACGCCUAGUUCUGAUAAGCCCAUCGUUAGGAAUACUGAUGAUGACGAGAGUAUUAAACAUUCCACAGCAAGCUGCAGUGAAUUCCAAUAUUAUAGCCCCUAUAUCCCUAUAAGUAUUUUUGUACUCUCUAUUUUAAAAUGUUAAUAACUUGCUAUUUUGCAUUGAAUGCCUACCAUUCGUAUUGUACGUGAGUCAAAUGAUGUAUUAUUUUGUUGGCAUGGACUUGUUUUGUGUGGACUCUAGCUUAUGUCCAGUUUGAGUUUGUGCCCCCCUUGGUUUGGCAUGAGAAGGUCAAUGGUUAGAGGUCAGGGGUCAUGGACAGGUGGGGUCAGAGGUUAGAGACUUGAGUUACACAAAAACAGUCUGCACUUUGCAUCCUGGACUUAAGUAGCCAGAAAGUGAUUUGUGGUGUGAAGUUAUGUUUCUAUGACACUUUAAGGGUUGUUUUGAACUAAGUUGAAUCAUGAACACUGUAGCUUUGUGUUCUUAUCCUAUGUUCUCUGGUACAGAGUAUUAUACCUUCUAUUGUAGUAUUACUUUAUAUUACUCUCUAGAGUAUUAUAUUCUCUGGUAGAGAUACAUACAGAGUAUUAGAAUCAUGUUAUUAAAGUAACAUUUCCAGGAUCAGCUAAUGAUUGUGCUCAUAUCAGAGGUUUAACACAUCAUGGACUAUAUCAUACUAAAUUGCACUUUCAACAUAUAUGUCUUGUUUUUUCAUUUGAAUUCUAUGAUACAUCAAGCUAAUUCCCAAACAAUACCUUUAUGGUUUUAUCAAAGCCACGUUGCACUGGUAAGAGGGACACCUUGAGCUAGCUUUUCAGUAUUUUAACAUUGCAGAUAAUUAUAAAACCUAAUUUAAAUUUAAUGUACUGAUCGAGGGCAGCUUUAUCGGUAACUAUUGUAAAACAAAUUGUUGCAUUAUUGGAAUAUUAAUAUGACUUGUUGAAGUUUAUUGUUGCAUCAACAGGCCGGUUGGUUUUCCACUAUACAGUAUAUAUUUGCAACAAUGUUUUUAUCCAUUAGGAAAAUAUGUAGCUAGUAAUUAUUGUGUUCUCACUUGACAGUGUUUAAGUCACCUGUGCAUUUACAGUCAUGUCGUCUUUAAACCACCUCCAAAUGACCAAAUUCACUAAUGCUAUUGUCUUAAGUGUUGGGCUUUGGGUUUGGGGCUAGGCCUACUACCGAAUUUACCAGUUAAUGUAUAUUUCCUCAGGAGUAAAAGCAUAAUUUGUCGCUAUGAAAUAUUGAAUAUUACUAUUUUAUUGUCCUAUUUAUUUUGCUAUCUGUGUCUCCCCACUUCCACCUGUUUCUAUCAGUCAUUAGGCUAUUAGUUUGUGGUCUAACAAGCGACUAGGCCGCAUCAGAUCAGUCUCAAUGCCUUUAUACCAUGUGCACAUAGUGAGUGGGCCAAAAUCAAGAGGGGUCAUCAUAUCUGUAUAUUUUUGCAUUUCCUGAUAAAAUGUAUGAACUAUCAUAGUUUCUUAAAUGAAAAUAAGGCUAAUAUGUUUGUGGUUGGGGUGAGGAUGAUGUAAGUCCUAAAAUCAACAAAGUUCCUAUAAUGGUUUGUUUAUUUUCUUCCUGGCUUGUUGCAAUGCCAUCUCUGUCUGGGCCUACCUUACGGUGGCAGAUGGAUGUGUUUGACCAGUUUAAAUAAUAAACCUUUCCCUUGUGGAUGUUGUGUACAA